This is a messenger RNA of Oryza sativa Japonica Group (Japanese rice), 2126 nucleotides long. Its product is annotated as folylpolyglutamate synthase. Gene Ontology annotation, biological process: tetrahydrofolylpolyglutamate biosynthetic process. Gene Ontology annotation, molecular function: ATP binding; tetrahydrofolylpolyglutamate synthase activity. Gene Ontology annotation, cellular component: cytosol; mitochondrion; cytoplasm. Lineage: Eukaryota; Viridiplantae; Streptophyta; Magnoliopsida; Poales; Poaceae. The record is from RefSeq and is a predicted model, not a curated record.
CGAUCCGGCAAAACGAAAACGAUGCGCGCGAGCGGCGCCGCGAGCCCACCACCAUCCUCCGCCACCACCACCACCACCACCACCACGCUACUAGUACCCUCCUCCUCCGUCGCCAUGCCGCCCCCUCGCCUCGCCCACCUCCGCCGCCGCAGCAGCAGCCUCCUCCUCCUCCACCACAACCACCACCACCACCGCGGCGGCGGCAGCGCCCCUCCCCACCCUCUCCUGCGCCCGCCGCCGCCGCCGCAGUCCCACCCCUUCCAGCUCCUCACCCCGCGCGCCGCCAUGGCCAGCGUCGCGCAGCCAGGAGUCGCGGCGGGGUCGGCGGAGUACGAGGAGGUGCUGGGGUGCAUCUCGUCGCUGAUCACGCAGAAGGUGCGGGCGGACACCGGCAACCGUGGGAACCAGUGGGAGCUCAUGGCCAAGUACCUGCAGAUACUGGAGCUGGAGGAGCCGAUCGCGCGGUUGAAGGUGGUUCAUGUCGCAGGGACGAAAGGGAAGGGUUCAACAUGCACAUUUGCCGAGUCAAUUCUUCGAUCAUGUGGUUUCCGCACUGGGUUGUUCACCUCACCACACUUGAUGGAUGUUCGUGAGAGAUUUCGGCUUAACGGGUUGGACAUUUCGGAAGAAAAGUUUAUAAGGUAUUUCUGGUGGUGCUGGAACAAACUGAAAGAUAAGACUGGUGGUGAUAUUCCAAUGCCAGCCUAUUUUAGAUUCCUUGCGCUGCUAGCAUUCAAGAUAUUUUCUGAUGAGCAGGUGGAUGUAGCUGUGCUUGAGGUUGGUUUGGGAGGAAAAUAUGAUGCAACGAACGUGGUCAAAGCACCUGUAGUUUGUGGAAUAUCUUCCCUUGGAUAUGAUCACAUGGAGAUUCUUGGAAAUACGCUAGGAGAAAUUGCUGGGGAGAAAGCCGGAAUAUUAAAGAAAGGAGUUCCAGCAUAUACAGUUCCACAACCAGAAGAGGCAAUGUCUGUACUGAAGCACAGAGCUUCUGAAUUGGGUGUUCCUCUUCAAGUAGUCCAGCCUUUGGAUCCACAACAAUUGGAUGAUCAACCUCUUGGGCUACAUGGUGAACACCAAUACAUGAAUGCUGGCCUUGCAGUCGCAUUGGUUAAUACCUGGCUUCAAAGGCAAGGGCAUUUCAACAUACUACAUAAGAAGCAUUCUGUUACCUUGCCAGAUCAAUUCAUCGAAGGGCUGUCAAGUGCUUGUUUGCAAGGACGAGCACAGAUUGUUCCAGAUCCGGAAGUGCUGUCCAAAGACAGCAGUUCCUUAAUUUUCUAUUUGGAUGGAGCACAUAGCCCAGAAAGUAUGGAAAUUUGUGCGAAGUGGUUUUCCUGUGUUACAAGAAAGGAUGAACAACAACCAGGCCCUUUGGAUCAGCUACAUAUUGGCACCAAUUCUAGGAAGAUUCUCCUGUUCAAUUGCAUGUCUGUAAGAGAUCCUCAAAGACUGCUUCCAUGUCUUCUAGCUACAUGUGCCCAGAAUGGACUCCAGUUUGAUCAUGCCCUAUUUGUGCCAAAUCAAUCUCAAUACAACAAGCUUGGUUCUCAUGCAUCACCACCUUCAGAGCGUGUGCAAAUCGAUCUGUCAUGGCAAUUAUCACUUCAAAGAGUGUGGGAAGGCCUGCUUCAUAGCAAUAAAGGUCUAAAUGGUUCAAACUCCAGUACAGCUAGUUCUGUUUUUGAAUCUCUUCCAUUGGCAAUCAAAUGGCUAAGGGAAACUGCUCAACAAAACCAAUCUACUUCAUAUCAGGUCUUAGUUACUGGCUCCCUGCAUCUUGUUGGUGAUGUAUUGAGAUUGCUCAAGGAGUAACUUCAUCCAGAGUGAUGCAUAGUUCAGAUUGAAAUGGCUGCUUGCAGUAGCACAAGCUGGCCACUACAACAAUUUAUGAUUGGGAUACAAAGCGAAACCACCUGAUUGGAACUUGGAAGAAUUAAAGAAUGAAAGUCGUCUUGAUUCAGAUACUAACCAACUGAAAACUUGUAUUUCUCCAAUUUUCGUGUUUCUGCCUUUCCAGGCAGUGUGUGCCUUGUAGUCUACUGUUGUUCAGAAGAGUGCCACCCAAUUGUGGAAUGUACAAACAUUGAAUAAUUAUAUGAUGUCACUGAUGCCAUUUUUUAGACUUA